AUCGCACUGUCAGCACACUGCUUGAGAAUAAAAUAUUGUUCAAUUAAUGGAUAAACUAAUGGUCAGCUCCAAAUAGGCAGCGCAACUGCAACUGGCUGCCACGUGUUCAACAAAGAGUGUCGGCGAAAAACCCUGAGUAACAACAACUGCAAAACAUGUGCAAUAGCAACCACAUUGCAUGCAAACACAAUGUAAACAACUUGCAGCAAACAACGAACUCAGUUGUAUUGAGAAUGUUGCCACUGUCGAUUGUUUUGCUGCUCCUGCUGCCAGCUACAACGCUCGCUGAACCCCUCAAAGUCGUGUAUGCCGUCAAUGCCGGAGGCGAUAAGCAUACGGAUCAAAAUGGCAUACACUACGAGGCAGAUCCCAUCAAGGUGGGCAUCUCCUCAGACUAUGGCAAGCAUUUAUUGAUGAUUGGACGCGUGCAGGAGCAGGAUGAGAUACUCUAUCGCACCGAGCGUUAUCACACCACAACCUUUGGCUAUGAUUUUCCUGCGGAUGGCGAUGGUGACUAUGCAUUGAUCAUGAAGUUCUGUGAGGUUUAUUUCGAUGCACCCAAUCGGAAGGUGUUCGAUGUGCUCCUCAAUAGAAAGCACACAGUGAUCAAGCAGCUGGAUAUAUACAACCAAGUGGGACGUGGCUCGGCGCACGAUGAGAUUGUAUACUUUAAGAUUGUCAACGGGCGGCUGCAUUACGAAUACGAGGGAGAAAUCGAGACAUCCGAUGUGCGCAAUGGACAACUACGUCUGGACUUCAUCAAGGGAGCUUUGGAUAACCCAAAGAUUAAUGCAUUUGCAUUGCUCAAGGGCGAUGUGUCGCAGCUGCCACGUCUGCACAAUAGCGAAGCGAGCGAGCGACGUUCGGAGAUCGAGGAGGAAGAUAAGCAACGAGAGCAGCGACCACGUGACAACCAACAGCAUCAGGAGCGCAUUGUGCGCUACAAUGAGCAGCGACAGGCGCAACGAGGCUAUGACGAUGAGGAUGAUGAGGACGAGGAUGAUUACGAGGUGGAGGAGGGUGACUCUCAACAGCAGCAGCAACAACAGAUGCCGGAACAUCAGCAACAGCAACACCACCAUCAACAACAGCAGCAGCAAUCGAAGCGUCCAGUGCGUAGUGGACCACGUCAGCCAAACCCCUAUUCCAUGGAUGAUUCAUCCAUAUUGAUGCCAGUGUUUAUCGCCAUCGGAGCGUUUAUACCACUGCUGUUUUGCCUGUGCAAACUGUGAUCCCCAUGGGAUCAAUUACUUCGCUGCCCCGCUGUUGAUUUUUGUGAUUUUUAUAAAAGACUUAAUUGUAUAAUUAUCGUUUAGUUCUUUAGUACGUGAACACGUUAGGCACAAAAGCAAACGAGACAACAUAUUUGUUUUUGCACGCACAAAUCUCACUCAACUCUCUAUCUAUCUAGUUACAUUAUAUAUAACUACUAUAUAUACUAUAUAUUUUAAUGGUAAUUUGUAUGUUUGUGUGUUUGUCUAAUGGCCACGUUUUACUUAAGCUAGCAACGCAAUGAAUUUAAUUAUUUUAGAACUACGAUUUUCGGGUUAUUUGUUUAUUUUUCGGCAUCGAAAACAACACAUUGUAACGCUGUUUAUUUUAAUGGCAAAUGCUUAAAUAUGUUCUUUUCACUCACGAAACAAUAUAAAAAUAAACCUUGUUUGUUAUUUAAAAAGA
Drosophila albomicans is the source of this 1677-nucleotide messenger RNA. Its product is annotated as malectin. NCBI's taxonomy places the organism in Eukaryota, Metazoa, Arthropoda, Insecta, Diptera, Drosophilidae. The transcript has a single exon. The record is from RefSeq and is a predicted model, not a curated record. Gene Ontology annotation, molecular function: carbohydrate binding. Gene Ontology annotation, cellular component: membrane. The coding region runs from base 156 to 1232 and encodes 358 amino acids.